This is a messenger RNA of Zasmidium cellare ATCC 36951, 4362 nucleotides long. RefSeq lists its product as uncharacterized. Gene Ontology annotation, biological process: signal transduction; regulation of GTPase activity. Gene Ontology annotation, molecular function: phosphatidylinositol binding. The transcript is spliced from 3 exons. NCBI's taxonomy places the organism in Eukaryota, Fungi, Ascomycota, Dothideomycetes, Mycosphaerellales, Mycosphaerellaceae. The coding region runs from base 1 to 4362 and encodes 1453 amino acids. The record is from RefSeq and is a predicted model, not a curated record. Gene Ontology annotation, cellular component: cytoplasm.
AUGGCCCAACCCUUGCCUCGCCCUGGGUGGCCGCCCGCUCAGCACUAUCACUCGACUACCACGCAAGGCCCUGCGACUCGCGCGCCAACCACCACCGCCCACGAGCCUCCGCAAGAUUCUCACGCUGCCUCAGACUCUCGUCUGCGAUCUCCUCUGAUCCAACAGUCGCCCGUCCCCGCCCGCCAACCGAGGGUGCCGAAUCCUGCGAAGAAGGUCACGGGCAAGGAUGACAUUCGCGAAGCCAUUACGCGCCAGGCUGUAGCGGACGAGCAGAGGGCGGCUGGCAAGAUCCAGUCGCAUCAUCACCGCACGUUCAGCAGCCCUUCGUCACCAGUCCUUGCCGCUGCACCUCAGAUUUCUCCUCCCACCUCUCCCACGGUCAUGAGCAACUCCAAAGCGGCCACUCGCCCAGAACGUGGUCCUAUAAUGGCUCAUCGAACCGCUUCUAUCGACUCGACCGUCUCAUCUAUAUCAUCCGCCUCCCAACGAACCGCUAAUGCCAAUAAUGCAUAUCGUGUCUCCGAUAAUAUCGGCCCACAAGAUGCCGGCGCUCUGAUAACCGCAGCAGGCUCUGCGGAGGCUGCGCUUCAGAAGCUGAUUGCAGAGAGGCAGCAGGCCGCUUCUCACAAUGCUCAGCUCUGGAGGCUGGUGGAGAAGCAGAGGUCGAUGAUACUUGGUCUGAACAAGGACCUGGAAAAGGCUUUGAAAGAGAACGAACGUUACAGGAAGAAGUUGAAGGAGCAACUUGCGCAAUCGACUUCUGCGCCUUCGCUCAUAACAUCAGUUGUGGGCGAUGGACCAGAUUCGCAAGAAGCAAGUCCUUCUCCCUCUCACAUGGAGCCUCCUUCAGACAUGUCACGCGACAUCAGUGUGGAUACUCGCAAGACCAGCAACAGUUCAGAAGCCCCAGGGGCAAGUGGUGGGCGAUCAGACACGCCUCAGGAUGCCGCAGCUCAUUCUUCCGGCUUGCCAGCGACACCACAGUCUGCAAACAGCUUGAGCGGCGCUUCACGUGAGUUUGAUCGAGUCAACACCGCCACUGCUGUGCCUGUGACUGCAGCAAGCGAAGCGAGGCCAGCCAUGGCCAUGGCAAUGUCUCAGAGAGCGCCAACUACGAAUACACCUCCAAUGUCGCCGAAGCUGGUCGAUACACAGAGUCCGAAGUUCCUACAUGGUCACUCGAAGAGCAUGUCCAAUUCGUCUCUGCAGACGAGUCCUCCCGCGUCUACCCAAUACUACUCGAGUCCAAAGACGAGAAAGGCGCCACCCGCGCCCUUGAAACUUGAUGCACCCAAGGCAGAUCCCAGCAUUAUGAAUAACAUUGUCGAUGCUUCAGACUCAGAAUACGAGGAUGAUCCGGAAAGCGCGCGUUCAGAAUACAUUGACAGAGGCCGGAGAAAGACUCGCGAGGACGAUGAUCGCGAGCGAGAGGCAUUGGUACGACAGGAAGACGAGCAGCGAAGCCGCUCCAAGAAGGAGAAGAAGAGCAAGAGCAGGCCAUCAGGGGACAAGAUCGAAGUGCCCACCGCCGUGCCACAGCUCGGCGAACAGAUCGUCCAGCAGCCAACUCGAGAGGCACCACGUCAACCGCCGAUAUUUAUUACCGGCAAUCCUGCCGAGAUCGUUCGCAGCCGUGCAGUGUCAGAUGCCAGUGGCAUGCUUCAGCGAAACAACACUGCACCGUCCUUAAUGAGCCCGGGCCUGCCAAUGAGUCCAAGACCGGGUGACCGACCCCCCAACUCGCCAAUGCCACGACAGACGAACGCUGCCACAAGUUCAAUUCCUAUGUCCCCCAAAGCUGGCUUACCCCUGUCACCUCGAGCACCCCGAUCGGCCAUUCCACUGCCGCCUCAAACGCCGCUUGCAAUGAUCUCCCCUCAUCUUGAUAGAGCCAAAGCCUAUCACCAGCAGAUGCACCCUCAACCUCAGCCAGUUUCAGCAGUCGUUGACCGGCUCAAGCCUUCGCCCGAUGCCACGCCAGACCGCGAACGACCCUCGACCUCAAGUGAUCCUGUCGCCUACUCGCCUGGCGAGAUCUAUCGAGGAUUGACCACGGAGCAGUAUCCAGACCUAUUGCUACCUCCAAACGCACUUCCGUCGAUAUACGUCAAGACCGCUUCGUCGCGCAUGAGACCGUCCCGGGCGAGUUUCAUUGCACCCAAACACGCCGACGAAAACCCUGUGUUUAUUCUGGCAGUCCAUUCGCGUUCAGAUAAUCUACAACUUUGGCGAGUCGAGAAGACUUACGCUUCGCUUGCGGUUUUGGAUCAGCAGGUCAAAUCUGUGGUCACGGUGCGAGACCGCCUGCCGGAGAAAGCUCUGUUCACUGGUCACGCCCCAGCUAAGAUCGAUGCGAGGAGACUAGCUUUGAACCACUACUUUGACAGGAUGCUGGAUUCAGUCACCAACGACAAGCCUGCCAUGUUCGUCUGCAAGUUCCUCUCCUCUGAUGCCAUUGGCGGCGAGGGUGACGAUUACUUCGGUGCCAACCUGGACGGGCGGCCAGAAUCUCCGGCGUCGGCACUGCGUCCAAAUCGAGCUGGCUAUCUCACCAAGCGCGGAAAGAACUUUGGUGGUUGGAAAGCACGAUACUUUGUCCUCGACGGGCCCAAUCUGAAGUACUUCGAAGGCCCUGGAGGUGCCCACCUUGGGUCGAUCAAGCUUCAGAAUGCACAAAUCGGGAAGCAGUCAUCCAAUGCGAGUCAGGGAUCAUCUGACGACGAAGAGAACCAAUUCAGGCACGCAUUCCUGAUUCUAGAGCCGAAGAAGAAGGAUUCAAGCAGCCUGGUCAGACAUGUUCUAUGCGCCGAGAGCGACGACGAGCGUGAUGCCUGGGUUGAGGCUCUGCUUCAAUACGUCGACUACAAAGAUGACGAGGAGCCACAAGCUGCCCGUCAAGCUCAGAUCUACAAGACUGAGAUCAGCGCACCGCGCAGUCCUCGACUACAGAGAUCAAUGAAUGACCUGCGGCCCAGCUCAGACAACAGCAAGGACCCUGCGCAGUCCAAAUCCAUUGACCAAGUGCGAACUGUCAACUACAACGAGACGGUCGCCGGCGAGGCACCGAUCAUGGGACCGCCAGCCAGUCCACGAGUACCUCACACGCCAUCGCCACCUUAUGACAAACUCACGGUUGAUGCGCAGCCAUCUUCCACCCACCUGGCUAUUUCAGCACCCACAAACGUCCAUGUCAUUCAGAACUCUGGUGACUGGGGCAAGAAGCCGCCGCCUACUCCCGGACUCAAGGACAAGAAGCGCAGCAUGUUUUCUGGACUGCCUUUCAGUCGGGGACGGUCGUCUUCCGAUCUGGCCACCAACGAUAGUGCCAAGACACCGUCGGCUCCUCCUCAAGACCGCUUUGGUGGUGGCAGAGUGGUGUUCGGCAUCCCUCUGGCCGAGGCAGUCGCUGUGGCGCAUCCAGCCGAUGCAACUACUGAACUACCUGCUGUCGUGUAUCGGUGCUUGGAGUACCUGCACGCCAAGAACGCCGUAGGUGAAGAGGGCAUCUUUCGUGUGUCUGGAUCAAACAUCAUCAUCAGGCAGUUGAAAGAUCGCUUCAACAACGAGGGCGACAUCAAUCUGUUGACAGAUGAGAACCAGUACGAGGUCAAUGCCGUUGCGAGUGUCCUCAAGAUGUACUUGCGAGAAUUACCCGCCAGUAUCCUCACCAGAGACUUGCAUAUCGACUUCUUAAAGUGCCUGGAAAUCGAAGACGUGGAGAAGAAGAUCCUCAAGGUGAACGCGCUUGUUCACAAGCUGCCAACGCCAAAUCGAGCCUUACUGGAUGCUCUGUCCUCCUACAUGGUCUGUAUUGUGGACAAUGUGGAGCAGAACAAGAUGACAGUUCGGAAUCUUGGUGUGGUGUUCUCGCCGACCUUGAAUCUUCCAGGACCACUCAUCUCCCUGUUCAUCGAGGAACAACACCGCAUCUUCAGCUCACCCCUUGACAGUGCAGAGGCACCACAGUCACCCCGCGACGCCAGGCCCAACACGAGUGCGUCUUCCACGGACCUGCGCUCCCCACGCAAGCAAAUGUUCAGUGAUCUUCCAACGCCCUCGUACAACCAGACCCAGUUCCAGUCCAUGGGUGGCCACCACGCCGAGGAUACUGGCAUGAUCCCUAUGCACCCGAGCUAUUCCACCUAUCAGAUGGCUCCACAAGGAGAUGGAGGGUAUGGCUCUCUCAACGACGUACUCCGCUCGCCGACUGUCUAUGGCAUGACCGGAACAGGUGCACCAACCCCACGCGACAUCAAAGCCAGCCGACGUGAGAGCGGCAUGCUGGCGGUCAACAGCAUCAUGGGACCGACGAAGAAGAGCAGCGCAUCGAAACUGCGCGACGACCCACCCACGAGUUUCUGA